Lepisosteus oculatus (spotted gar) is the source of this 3584-nucleotide messenger RNA. It is a transcript of the gene capn7, whose product is annotated as calpain 7. Gene Ontology annotation, molecular function: calcium-dependent cysteine-type endopeptidase activity. Gene Ontology annotation, biological process: proteolysis. The record is from RefSeq and is a predicted model, not a curated record. Lineage: Eukaryota; Metazoa; Chordata; Actinopteri; Semionotiformes; Lepisosteidae.
CCGAACCCGGAAGGAAAACCCAGGCGUUUGUUGUGGUGCUUUCACUACACUGGAGUGGGACUCUUGUAAGAAAGUGAGACAUUAACUCUAUCGGUUCAGCGUUCAGAGUCAGGGAAAUUAAGUAUGGAUCCGGCGGCCCUGGAGCUGGACGCCGUGAAAUUUGCGAAAUCCGCCGUAUUCUACGACCAAACCGCAAAAUACGACGAAGCCGUCUUUUAUUAUAAGGAAGCUGCUCAGGCCCUGAUCUAUGCUGGAAUGGCGGGCUCCAAGCUGGAGAACAUUCAGGACAAGGUGAACGAGUAUCUCGACAGAGUGCAGGCGCUCCACAGUGCAGUCCAGGGCCAGAGCAGUGAUCCCUUGAAGUCGAAGCACCAGCUCGACCUGGAGCGCGCCUACUUCCUGGUCACGCAGGCCUUCGAGGAAGACGAGAAGGGAAACGUGGACGAUGCCGUCGAGCUGUACACGCAGGCAGUGGAGCUGUGCAUACAGACGGCCAACGAGACAGCUGACCAGGCGCUGGAGGGGAAGCUGAAGCAGCUGGCUCGGCAGGCGCUGGACCGAGCAGAGGGGCUGAGAGAUUCCAUGUCUAAGCCCACUCAGAAGGAGAAGCCAGUUCUCUCCAAAACCAGUACCCAGGCACGACCCUACCUGCCCCUGGGACCAGACUUCUCUCUGCACGACAAACCACAGGCAGUUCGGCCAGUCCAGUCCAGUGAGCCGCAGGGCCAGAAGUACACCGCCGAGGAGAUUGAAGUGCUAAGGCAGACGUCGAAAAUCAAUGGCAUUGAAUAUGUGCCUUUCAUGAGUGUCGAUCUGAGGGAGCGCUUCGCCUUUCCUGUCCCAUUUUCAGACAAAUCUGGCAAGUUGGCCCUUUCUCCCAAGCAGAAAGCAGUCUUUUCACGAUGGGUUCGACCUGAUGACAUCUGCAACAACCCCACCAUGAUCUUUACAGUCUCCAGCUUCAGCAUCAAACAGACAGUGGUAUCUGACUGCUCAUUUGUAGCCUCGUUGGCCAUCAGUGCAGCGUACGAGAGACGAUAUAACAAGAAGUUAAUCACAAGCAUUAUAUAUCCUCAGAACAAGAAGGGGGAACCAGAGUACAACCCCUGUGGAAAGUACAUGGUCAAGCUGCACAUUAAUGGAGUUCCCAGGAAGGUUGUUAUCGAUGACUACUUGCCGGUGGAUCGCAAUGGGGAGCUGCUCUGUUCCUAUUCCAGCAAUAAGAAUGAGCUGUGGGUGUCUCUCAUCGAGAAGGCGUACAUGAAGGUCAUGGGAGGGUACGACUUCCCCGGCUCUAAUUCAAACAUCGACCUUCAUGCGCUCACAGGCUGGAUUCCUGAGAGAAUUGCUAUGCAUUCUGACAAUCAAGCUUUCAGUAAGGACAGCACGUUUCGAAUGCUGUAUCAAAGGUUUCACCAGGGCCACGUGCUGAUCACCACGGCGACCGGGGUGAUGACGGAAGAGGAGGCCGAGAGAUGGGGCCUGGUGUCCACACACGCCUACGCAGUCCUGGACAUCAGGGAAUACAAGGGCAGUCGGUUUCUGCAGCUGAAAAACCCCUGGAGCCAUCUGCGGUGGAAGGGCCGCUUCAGCGAGCGGGACGAGAAGAGCUGGACCCCGGAGCUCCUCAAGUACCUCAACUUUGACCCCAAGAUGGCCCAGCGGUUCGACAACGGGGUCUUCUGGAUCACAUGGGAAGACCUGUGCCAGUACUACGAUGUCAUAUACCUGAGCUGGAGCCCUGUGCUGUUCAAAGAGUCCUCCUGCAUCCACAGCACCUGGGAAGCCAAGCAGGGCCCAGUAAAAGAUGCCUACAGCCUGGCUAACAACCCCCAGUACAAGCUGGAGGUGCAGUGUCCACAAGGGGGCGCUGCAGUCUGGGUUCUCCUCACUAGGCACAUCACAGACAAGGAUGACUUUGCCCAGAAUCGAGAAUUCAUCACCCUUGUUGUGUACAAGACAGACGGGAAGAAAGUCUACUACCCUUCCGAUCCUCCCCCAUACAUCGAUGGGAUUCGUAUCAACAGUCCCCACUAUCUGACCAAAAUCAAGCUGACGAGCGCGGGCACCCACACCUUCUCUCUGGUGGUGUCGCAGUACGAGAAGCAGAACACCAUCCACUACACGCUGAGGGUGUACUCUGGAUGCAAGUUUAAUUUCUCGAAGAUCCCUACUCCUUACACUCACUCGAAGAGGGUCAACGGGCAGUGGAAAGGUCAGAGUGCCGGCGGCUGCGGGAACUACAAAGAGACUCACAAGUACAACCCCAUCUACCAGUUCCAGCUGGAGAAAGCGGGGCCUCUCCUCAUUGAGCUGCGGGGCUCCAGGCAGUACAGCGUGGGGUUUGAGGUGAUCGCGGUCUCCUCCGUGGGGGACCCUGGACCCUCGGCCGCUCAGAAGAGGAGCAGUGGGGAUUACCGGUGCGGCUUUUGCUACAUGGAGGCUGAUUGUGUUCCUGCUGGAGUUUACAACAUCAUUCCCACCACCUUCCUACCCAAGCAAGAAGGCCCUUUCUUCCUGGACUUUAACACUACGACGCCGAUCAAGGUCUCUAAGCUUCAGUAAAGGGCAUGCCAAAGUCCAUGUUCUCAGGACCCACUGACUCAAGAGCGCAAAAGUUGUGGUCCUGGUUAACUUUUAAGCCAUCAGUGAAUUCAGGAGCUCGUCUGUAAAUUGAUGUUUAUUUUUACUGUUCGUGAAGAUGACCCAUCUCCAAUGGGUCGAAUGGCCAUGGUCUUUAACCAAAAAAGAAACAAUGAAAGAAUAACCUACUGACUUUGGGUAAACCUUUUGCACAGCGCAGCAAGUAUACUGGCAUCUAAUACACGUGUGGCUUAAUCAAACCAUCUACAAUCCAAAAUAAGCACACCAGAUCCUCAGUCACCUGUUUACCGUCAUUGUCCUUUUCUGUUUUCAAUGCAUUGUACCCUGUCCUGCUAGCACAUAGAUGUACGAAACACUUGAAGUGACUAGCACAUGGAUUCAGACCCAUCUCGGGACAGGGUAAUGAACUGGAUGUGUCCACGUCCAGCUUCCUGUAUGAUGUCUUUCUAGCUCCUGGGCUGAAUGCACACAGCUUUUUCUUUCUGCUCAUUGGUCUUUGUUUUAUGAUAUGAAGGGGCUUCUGUGAAUCACUUGAAUAGAGUCCAGAAGUAACUUAAUCACACCACAUAAUCAGUGAGCUGGUCAGUCUGAAGCGCAGGAGCCAGGAGCUCUUUUGAUUAUUUUUAUUACAAUCCCUUGAAUGCUGGAAUUUCUGUAUUUUUACAGACUCAAUAUAUGUUUUUAUGUGAUUUUGGAGCAUACUUCAAGUAAAGGUAUUUUUGUUUUCAUUCAGCGUUGCUAAGCACCAUUACAGUUAAACCAUAAGGUUAUGCCUAUGCACUAGUAAAGUACACUAAGGUGGCACUUUCUGUUUGUAAAAAUCUGUUGAUACUAUAAAGAGCAAAUUAAUGGAUUAAACGUAUUCUGUCACAAUAGAGAACUAAAGCUUUGUAAGAAGCUAUUUCGUUUACCCUGUAAGAUAAAAUGUUGAUGCUCUCACAAAUGUUUAUUAGAAAUAGAAUGAAGUUCUUUUUAUCCAG